AUGAACAGGCUGGUUUUCGGAAAAAAUCGGUCAACCACGAACCAGAUUGCUAUACUGAGGAUCGUAGUGGAACAAACCCAGCAGCGGAACUCCCAGUUGAUCGUCAACUUUCUUGACUAUGAGAAGGUCUUUGACAGCAUAGACCGAGCAGCAAUGUGGAAGAUACUGAGAUAUCACGGAAUCCCACAGAGCCCUGUGUCUACCCUGUUUUCACCCUGUGUAGUGUCUACCCCUGUGUCUACCCUGUGUAUACCCCUGUGUCUACCCUGUGUCUACCCUGUGUCUACCCCUGUGUAUACCCCUGUGUAUACCCCUGUGUCUACCCUGUGUAUACCCCUGUGUCUACCCUGUGUCUACCCUGUGUCCACCCUGUGUCUACCCCUGUGUCCACCCCUGUGUCUACCCUGUGUCUACCCUGUGUCUACCCUGCGUCCACCCUGCGUCUACCCUGCGUCUACCCUGCGUCUACCCUGA
Molecule: messenger RNA, 474 nt
Organism: Aplysia californica (California sea hare)
Lineage: Eukaryota; Metazoa; Mollusca; Gastropoda; Aplysiida; Aplysiidae
Exons: 2
Coding region: 1-474 (157 amino acids)
Source: RefSeq, a predicted model, not a curated record